Molecule: messenger RNA, 1422 nt
Organism: Penicillium chermesinum
Lineage: Eukaryota; Fungi; Ascomycota; Eurotiomycetes; Eurotiales; Aspergillaceae
Product: DEAD/DEAH box helicase
Exons: 1
Coding region: 1-1422 (473 amino acids)
Molecular function (GO): helicase activity
Source: RefSeq, a predicted model, not a curated record
AUGUACUUGAAGAUUCAAGUCCUCAUAACUGCUUCUUCUAAUACAGCCGUUGAUAACCUGACAGCGGCAGUGGUCAAGUUGCUCAAACAGAGCACCUACAUUGCUAGGGAUUGUGGUCAAAUCAUUCGCUUUCGAACGGAAAAGGCCCAGAUUGCCGCAUUCCGAGCGCAGAGUGCGACGAGAAACUACCUUCUUCGACGAGACAGCUCUUUUUUCAACCCCGACACGCUGCAACACGAGGCGCAUGUUCUUGUUCGGAACUACAUGAGAAGCCACCCGAGCCAGGAAUCGUGUCGAGACUUGUCUGCACUUGACGCUCUUGACACGGACAGAGGCUUGGAUUCCCGUGAAUAUGGCUUGUUCCAGAAGGCAUAUCAAGAAGUCUUGACUCUCGUGUUGCAGGAGUCUCGUGUCGUUGCCUCGACCCUGAGCAACUCGGGUAACUUGGUGCUGAGAAGUGUGCAAGGAUUCCAACCAGCGCUCAUACUCAGUGAUGAAGCUGGCCAGUCGUUAGAAGGAGAGGCGAUGAUUGGCUUGACAACCCCAUCCCUGCGCGCGGUCGUUCUCAUUGGAGACCCUUUCCAGCUGCCUCCAACGGUCCUCUCCGAGCACGCGAAGAACGAAUGGGCUCACUUUCUCAAGCGAUCGCUCCUCGAGCGUCUGAGAGAUGCGCGCUACCCAGCAACCCAACUGAGGUUGAACUACCGGAACCACCCGGACAUCCUUCGCUUCUUCAACGACAGAGUGUACCACGGCACUCUGAUUCCCCACCAGGCCAAUACAAACCCUCGAAAAGUCGGUCCUAGUGGUGUCGUCUUCGACGAAUGGAUGCAUCAGAUCAGUCGUCGUUUUGGAGGGCAUUACGAUGACCUGGUUGGUCAACGGCGAAUCUGGGUGGACGUCGAAGGCCUCGCGACGAAAGAGAGCAUGGGAACUUCGUGGGAGAAUCUUGCCCAAGUACAGGCUGUGCGACGAAUCCUGGCCGGCCUUUUCAAGGUCGCAAAUGGACGAAUUGGGCUGGAAGAUAUGAUGAUCAUCACCCCGUACCGAGCGCAAUUGAAGCGGUGUCGUGACGAGCUGAAACUACAGGGCCUCGCACCACACGACAUCUUCACCGUCGAUGCAGCUCAGGGACGGGAAGCAAACAUCGUGGUCAUCUUAUUGACCAAGCCCAGCGCGGAAGGCCGAGGGGCAAUUCAAUUUGUGGCCGACAAGGCCCGAUUGAAUGUUGCCCUCAGUCGAGCCCGCCAGGUCUGUCUUGUGGUUGGAGACCUUCAGGCGUUCACACACGUCUUCCACAACUCCGGUGGCGGCGGUGGCAAUCCGACCAAGUUCCUUGAACAACUCUUCGAGGACGUUACUGGUCGAAACCACGUGCUGCCCCUGGAUGCCGUGGAAGAUGUGGAAGUCGUCUCCCAGUAG